CGCGACUAUCGAAAGCAUUCGGUUAAAUGUCAGUAAAAGAUAUAUCUUCAAAAUUGGUUGGAGCUAUUUUAUUAUUUAUAGUAACUUUGUUUGUGACUUUGCUCCCAAAUAUAUUUAAGAAAUGCACAGAAAAAUAUUUGAAAAAAAUGAGCUCAUUUUCUGGAGGACUUUGAAUAAUGAAGAAAAGUGGGGGACCACAAUUGUCAAUUUUGGUGACAUCAGCCAUGCUUAAGUCGAACUAAUACCUUAUGCUCUUUCUUGGACUGUGUUUCUUAGAUUUAAUACCAGAUGUUUUAGAUAGCUUUAUAAAAACCAAAGUUCUCAAUGAUGUUCAAAGAAUAUAUCCGAUAGCUGAAUUUAUUAUCUGUUUUGGAUUGAUAAUAUUUGUUAGCAUUGAAAAGGUUGCAAAUUACUACCAAAUCAAACAACCAAGUAAUCCUUUUGUAGAGUACACUGAUGCAAAUAAUGGUAUAAGAAAUGAAAAAAAAUUGUUGCUAGACAAUAAGAAUGGUACAAAAAUAUCAUAUUCAUCUAAUAGUUCAUACCAUCAUGUAACACAGCAAAACAGUCCGUUUGAUUGUGAUUCUGGUACUAUAUUUGCAAACGACCAGAUUAUAAGCAAUCUUCAAAACAGUCAACAACAUGAGACAGUCUACACACAAGAUAGUAUUGUUUAUACACAAGAUAGUAUUGAUUAUACACAAGAUCUUGUUUGUAAUCUGCAAAUAAAUAAACUCAUAAAGAACAAGAAUUCAUCUCAUUUGAACAUUAUAGAAUCAAAGUCAAAGUUAAGAAUUUUUUUUUUAAUUUUGGCUUUUUCUGUUCAUUCAUUGUUUGAAGGACUAAUGUUGGGAUUGCAAAGUUCAUUGUAUAGUUUCAUUCAACUAAUUGCAAUACUCGCAAUCCAUAAGUGUUUAAUGGGAUUCUUUGUUGGAGUUAAAAUUGUUAGCACUCAUGAAGGUUUAAAGCUACAUUUUAAACAAGCAUUUACGUUUGCGAUUGCCACACCAAUUGGAAUAAUAAUUGGUUUAGUCAUUGUGAACUCUCUUACUAAUGACACUAAUAAUGUUAUCUCUGCAGUUCUCAUUGCAUUAUCAACUGGAACUUUUGUAUACGUGACUUUCUUUGAAAUACUUGGCAAAGAUAUCAACAGCAACAAAGAUGAUUUUUCUUUGAUUGUGUUUUUCUUUUUAGGAUUUUUACUAUUUUCUGGAAUUAAAGCCAUUCCAAAACCCAAUAUAUAAACUAUUUGUUUUUUUAAUUGGCAUUGUAUAUAUUUUAUUGUAGCAGUUUUUUAAAUUGAAAAAAAUCUUGAAUACAUUUUUUUUUUAACAUAUCUGUUUAGUAUAUUUUUCUUUUUCUCUGCCUUAGUAUAUUUUAAAUUGUAUGUUUACUUUUUCAGUUGUCGUUAAAAUUUUUUAAUGGUUAACUCUUAAAUAGAUUAAGUUUUAUAAUAUGAUACAUGUGUGUCACACACAUGUGAUUCACGUAUUAUUUAAAAUAUGACACACGUGUGACUUAAUAUUAUUUAAUUAAUUUUUUAAAAAAGCAGAUUAUUAUGGAUAAUAACUUAUUUAAAAGUAGUUUAAUAAGAAACAAUAAAAGAAUUAAAUUUUUUGUAGAAAAUUAAUAUUUAAAAUAUUACAAUUUUUUAUUACAAAAAAAAAUCUCUAGGUUCCAUCACUUCAAUCAAACACUUAGAAAUUCAAAAAACUUCUUUAAACCUUUUCGACCUAAAUUUCAAUCAAUAAUGUUAAUUUGAUUUGGCCAUAACUUUAAAAAUUUGUUUUUUAAAUUUGUUUUACUUGAAAUCAAGGACUAUUUUACAAGAAAUUUUCUUUUUUUUUCUUUUUUAGUUAUAAGAUACACCAGCAUACCACCAUAAUAUUAUACACUAUCAUAUUAUGCAACAUCAUAUUACACACCAUUAUAUUAUACCACUAUCAUUAGGGUGGUCCAAAAAAUUGAAAGUUGUAAUUUCAUUCUUUUCAAAUUGUGAUGAUACCUUAGUAAACUGUUAAAUAUUAAUUUGAUUGUUUGAGGUUUAGAGGUUGCUCAGAACUUUCAAAUUUUACUUAAUUUCUUCAUACUUGUUGUUCUCACAACACACACACACACACACACACACACACACACACACACACACACACACACACACACACACA
Molecule: messenger RNA, 2165 nt
Organism: Hydra vulgaris (swiftwater hydra)
Lineage: Eukaryota; Metazoa; Cnidaria; Hydrozoa; Anthoathecata; Hydridae
Source: RefSeq, a predicted model, not a curated record